AUGGAAGGAGGUUUCCGCCAACAGCCAAGGCUUACAGGAGGCCCUCGUAGGGGAGAGCUGGUCCAGAACCGGAGCCACCUCUACAACUUUCUGCUCUUCAAGAUUGUCCUCUUCAACCACUGGGUGACCGGGUUGUCACAGGAGGCCAAGGGCUCAGGCUGCAGGCAGAGCUGCCUGCCCCCGGUCACAGCCUGCCGGGUGGGGCAGGCUCUGCGUGCCGGGCUGGCGCUGAUAGCCACCCCAGUGUGGUUGGCGCUGUGGGUGCCCAGGCUGGUGUGGGGCAGUGUGCUGGGCUGUGUCCGCGUCAUGGGCCUGCACCCAAGGAAGUGGCUGGGCCUGCCCACAGCCACCUGGACAAACCUGCUUGUGUCGUGUCUGCACAGCCUGAUGCUGGUGGCCUUGCUGCUGCUGCUGCUGGCCUGGAGGCUGGGCCGGGUGCUCCACCGCUUCAGCCUGGGCCAGCUGUCCAGCCAGGCCCUGCUGGAGAACCGCGUGGCGCUGAGCCUGGGGGCACUGUUCAAGCGUCUGUCUUGGAGGGUACAGAGCGUGGCCCUCCUUACGUCCUGGCGCCUGGCCUACCUCGUCACCUGGGCCACCUGCCUCGCUUCCCACUUGCUGCAGGCUGCCUUUGAACACACAGUCCAGUUGGCCCAGGAGGCUGAACUCCAGGAGGCCUCGGGGCCCCUGCUGGAGGCCCGAUGCCCUAAGCCCCUGACCCUUGAGGCUGGGCCAACCCUGCCCGAGCUGGAAAUCCCUGGAGAAUAAAUGUGUCCCCAUCAGCA
Molecule: messenger RNA, 782 nt
Organism: Echinops telfairi (small Madagascar hedgehog)
Lineage: Eukaryota; Metazoa; Chordata; Mammalia; Afrosoricida; Tenrecidae
Gene: TMEM270
Product: transmembrane protein 270
Exons: 4
Coding region: 1-765 (254 amino acids)
Source: RefSeq, a predicted model, not a curated record